AUGAUCACUGAUAUGAAUGUAUUUCCAAUAGUCAUGGUCAUAGACCCAGCUGUUGCCUAUCAGCCAGGAGACAAGGACAAAAUCAGAUGUUUUCUCAAGGAAGCCAAUGGGACCUAUUAUGAAGAAAUGCUUUGGGCAGGUGAGAUGACAGGCUUGCAUUGUUUUCUUUUGAAAUACAUACAUGUUUUGAAAAGAGGACAAAUUGUAGGUUCAUAUUGGUUGGGAGAGUUCCAAAGAUUCUUUGAUCUAGAACAUGGGAUUGAUAUUGAUGGUAUCUUGCUUGACAUGUGUACUAAUAUGGUACACCUUGAUGGCCUGUUGGAUUAUCUGGAAAAACUCACACAACUCCACACAUCUCUUUCAUAA
Molecule: messenger RNA, 366 nt
Organism: Melampsora larici-populina 98AG31
Lineage: Eukaryota; Fungi; Basidiomycota; Pucciniomycetes; Pucciniales; Melampsoraceae
Product: family 31 glycoside hydrolase
Exons: 4
Coding region: 1-366 (121 amino acids)
Source: RefSeq, a predicted model, not a curated record